GCAACCAUUCCUUAACAUUUAUCUACUGAAAACUUGUUAGAACUUAAGAUGUUUCGCUUGCAUGAUUCAUGAAAAGCGCAUUGACUUCAUAGUUUUGGGCUGACUUGUUGAUGUUUCAUGAAAAAGUCAACUAGUACGACUUUAAACUCUAGGCUUAAUUUAUAUGACUUCAAGCAGUGGAUCUGGAGGAAAGUCUCCCAAAAAGCUUCGUGAAGUAGUCAAUUCAAGCAAGGUAGGAAAAGUAUCCAUACUUCGUUUUACUGACCGAGCUUUGAAUUGCUUUAAAAGAAUUAAUAUUUUUUUGUUGCCGUUUGCAUUGAAGCUAAAAAAGUUUAUGUUGUGGUAAAAGGAAAUAUUGAAUACAAUGCAAGGCUGAUCGGAAAGCUAAGAAUGGUCAAUACAUCGCUUAUUUUUAUCCCGCCAGAGUGUCUUGGCAAGCGAAAGUAUUCAGAGCUUAUCAUAGUGGUUAAAAUUAUAUUCCAGGUUAAAAUGUUUGAACCUACUAGGUUGAGUCUCAGUUUCCUUUUGUCUUCUAGCCCUUAUUCAUAAAUAAUUAGGGCUAGGAGACAAAGGAAAUAGAAAAUCAACCUAGUUUAAGAACUUUUAACCUGAAUUUAAUUUUGACCUGUAACAUUUUACACCAUAAAUGUGAAUUUUUCUAACAUCUUUGUAUGGUUUAUGGGAGGGGUAGGACAGUUAAUAUGGGCUCAGAUAGUUGUUGGGGUUUGACUUAUUAAAGGGUGCUUAUCAAGUCAGUACUGGUCGGCUGGACUAGUCAGCUUGGGGGCAGAAUAAACCUUUAUUCAAGGUUUUUUGCUGAAAAUCCAACACUGUCGUGUGUAAGUUUUGUUUAGGAAUAUAAUGAUCAGGCCAGACAGUCUUUAUAGUGGAAUUCUCUUUUAGAGUGGACUGGCCUGGAAAACAUGCUUUCAAUGUUGCAAAUCUCAGUUUCAGCAAUUUUCAUGCUAACUGACUGAAAACCAACCCAAAAAGGAGGUCCUCUUGGGAGGGGGUGGGGGUGGGGACGGUGGGGUACAUAUGUCCCUAGUCUGAAUUUUAAACCUGUCGUUUCACAUAUUGAGGAGGAAGCCACGUUGCUGUUGGUAUGUUACUAUUGUAUUUGUACUUUUCUUUGUUGCUGUCGCAGUUUCUACCCAUCUUUGUGUCAUUUUUUGCCAUUUCUGUUGUCCUGUGUUGCUGUUUCAAGGCCAUGUCGCUUGUCCACAUUUUAGCCUAACAGGGCCUCAAAAAGGACCUUGUGCAAUACUGUAACUAGAUGAAUAAAAUAAUACUUACAAAUCAAGACUUACAGUAACCUUUGUUGAACUUUUCUUUUGUUUUUAGUAUGAAUGUAUGGAUGUCCCAGAAGAAAUGAAAGCAAACUUGGAAAAGCUAAGGGCAUUGUCAAAAGAUGAUUUAACAGAAAAUGGACUGUUGCGUUCUCGUAUUGAUCAGCAGUGUGAACUUAUAUGCAUUCUAAAGCAGCGUGCAGAUGAAUCUCUUAAAAGGUCCAUGACACUGGAAGGUGAAAACACUGAAAUUAAAAAACACAGGGAUGAAAUAUUGACUGCUUUACACAAUGAGACAAGAAAGUAUUCUGUUUUGGAGAAGCGAUUUGUUGUUCUAAAUCAGAAUCAUGAGGAACUCAUCAAAAUCAAAGAUGAUUACAAAAUAGAAAAUGGAAAGCUGCGAAUUGAAAAUGACCGUCUCAAAAAGGAAAAUGAAGACUUGUUUGGCAGCCUUGUGGCAGAACGUGACUUGCAGAUCAAGCAACUUAGAGAGGAAGUGAAAACCUUCCAAGAGAAAUACCAAGUUGCUACCACAAAAGAAAGGUUGGUAGGCAGUAACAUCAAUAUAAAUGUGGCUAGGAAUAGAAGCAGAUCUACUGUUUAGUAUUUUAGAAACAAUAAUCUACCAAUCAAUCUACAGUCAAAGCUCUCCUUGCGACCACUCUAGUAAGUGACCAGCUCUAGUUAUGACCACCUUUGUGAAACUGAACUGUGACUUAAACUUUGUAAUGAAAAGCUCUUGCAAGUGACUGCUCUAGUUGGCGACUGUGACCACUUUUAGGGUUACCCGACCGGAAUUUUCCUAUGUUUGUAAGUUCUUGUAAGUGACCACUCAGAGUCUCAAUCAUACAAACCAACACUUGAAUGAAACUGCACAGUGUGCUAAUGGUUCAUUGAUAAAGAUCUUGGGGUUAUUUUGGUCUAACAAAUUAGACGUAAAAUUUAGCCGUGUCUAUAUUAGCUCAGCAAACAUUACUUUCUUUUGUUUGUCUUUAUGAAUUAUUAGUUUAAAAAAUAAUAUGACUCUAUGGGGUAGUUCGACAAUUGCAUGAGUCUGUGAUGGAGGUCAGUGAAUGCCCAUUUUGACAGCUGUUAAUAAAUUGAAUUGAUAUGCCCCAGGUUGAAUAUAUAAAUCUAAGUUAUUGACAAAUGUCACAUUUUGCUCUCGCACAAUUGAAUUUAACUUAACCAUGAGACUUACAUUAUUUUUUUUUUCUUUGUCAUUUUAUUUGUUUGUUUGUUUGUUUGUUUGUUUGUUGUUUAAUUGCCUUAGUAAUGCAACUUCGAUUUUCCUUGAUUGUUUAGAGCCUCAGUACUGGGAAAACUGUAUGUGCUUAUUUUUCUUACAAUUAGUCCUAUUUUCAUCACUUUCACUGAGUUAAAAUCAGAAUGUCAUCAUGACAGAAAGAAUUGUUUUGUCUGUUAGUCAAGAAUUAGCUUUAUUUAGUUCAUUAAUAGAUGAUGUAUGUCUCCUCUAAUUAGGGUGGCUCUGGAACAUCUCUCGUCUCUUGAGAAGAAGUACCAUGAGCAGGCUAAUAAGCUUCAGAAAGAAAUUGCAAAUUUGCAGAAAAAUGCAGAAGGUUAGUUAUAAAUUAACAUGAUUGUCACCAUAUUGGUUUAAUUUCCACAACCUUUGUCUUACCUUUUUCCCCAUGACUGUGUACAUCUGGGUGGAGAGCAUAACCUAAUGGAGUAAACUUUCUUGCUUAGCAAAACAAUGUGACAGCAAGGCUUAACCACAGCAGGAUUAAUAGCUCAGUGGGUAUAGCCUGUUCCAGGCUCCGAGAUAGUCGGGCUGGCAGAAUUGAGAAAGCGCGAAUAAGAAAAAAAAAUAGGAGGAAACUUUUCCUUUUUUUCCCGCCCCGCCCCCAUUUUCGCACGCCCUACACUCUCGCAUCUUCCCCACUAUCUGUGAACCUGGAACAGGCUGAAUGGGUAAAGCUCUUGACUGCAAAGCGGGAUGUCAUGGGUCCGAUCUUCAGAGCUGAACCAAUACUGGGUCUUAAAGGUGAUGUUACACAAAACAAUUCGCAACAACGAUUUUUAGCACAACACAGCAUUGCAUCAUUGUUGUAACGUUGUUUCAAAUUGUUACAACAUUGUUCCAACAUUGCAAUGCCGUAUUGCGCUAAAAAUCGUUGUCGCUAAUUGUCCUGUGUAACAUCACCUUAAAUUAAUAACUGAGAAAUGAAGGUACUGCCUUUGCCCUACAAAUGGCUAGCCCUCUCCAGAUCUGGGUAGUGACAUGUCAUCAGUAUGGAAUUUCUGCACUCGUUUCUCAAACAUCGUUUUGUGGGGAAACAAGGUGUCCCUUGUAGAAAUUAAGUAUACUUUAAGUAUACUUCAAGUAUACUUUAUAUGUACUUCUCAGAAAAAAAGUACAUUUGAAGUAUACCUCGUUUGUACUUCCAGAAAAAAAGUAUAAAUGAAGUAUAUUUGGCAAAUGUACUUCAUUUAUACUUCAAAUACUUAAGUAUACUUUAAGUAUACUUCUUCAAACUUCAGUGCUUGUGAAAAAUAGUUUCGCAAAGAAAAGUGUACUUUAAGUAUACUUUGAAACUUAAAGACACAUUCUGAUCUGAGGAUCUAAGAAGGUUUGUCCGGAUCUUGAAAUCACUACAAGACAAAAGUAUACUAAAAGUAUGUUUUAAGUAUAAUUUAACUUCAAAAUACUAUUCAGAUCAAAUCAGUUUUCUUCUAUUAAGGACACAGUUGAGAUCAUGUAAAGAUUUCUUCCGAGUGGUGAAGUAUAUAACAGGUUUCUAGAUACACAGGGCACACAUUAGCUGUUCAGUCGACUUCCUUCGUAAGAAGAUCAUCCGCCGAUCCCUGGGCGAAAUGGCAAAGUCGCACAGUUUCAUUCUGGUCAUUUCUUUAACGUCUUUCGUGGAAUUUUUGUAAGGCCCGUGUCGUUUUACCUCCUUUUUUACGAGGACCUUAAGAAAUAGAACGAGAACUCGAAGCAAAACCAUUGCUCAUCGUCGGACAUCUUUACGUUCGAGGAAAGAAAUGCAUAUAUGAAGGUGUUGAAUUACCGCUGACUUCCAGUACCGUCGCAAAAUAUACGGGAUCUUGUGGAUUUCCUAAUACGGUCAUGUAUGAAUCAUUUACAGCAUACCUAACUUCCAUAUAUGGUUUUGGCGGGCGAUACAGUUUCGAAGGAACGUUCGUUGAGCUUUGCAGAGAGUGUCUUCAAGAUAUUUAUACUCUUGGAAUAUUGCCUUUAAUUUAUCUUCACAAUUCGAGCACAAUAUGAGUGGAACUUGAAAAGAAAACAAAAGAAGUACACCAUGACUGAAUUUUGACGAUACAAGUAAGUUUUGGGGUGAAAAAUGUAUCGGUUCCAGUCGUUUCAAUAUAUAUCGAUUCUUCUUUGCAAAUGACACACGAGUUGAGCCUUAAGGUUUACAAAGUAAAAGCUUGUUUACUUCGCCUAAUGUGCAGUGUAAAUUCAAAAUAUAAAACCCAAGUCUUGUUUUCGUUAGAUCGCAUUUCGUUCCAGUUUUUGUACGUAAUAGGUAGACAUAUUUCUUUAAUAAGGUAAUGGCACAAUUUACUUUGUGGCCAAAGAGUACAGAUCUAAUCAUUCUUGUCUAUUAAACAUUUACUAAAAUUAAGAAGAAUAUUGUGUGAUGGUUCUAAGCAAUAAUUAUUAAGUACAAGUGAGUUAAAGAAAGUUCAGAAAGAAACCUGUUAAUAUACAUGCACCUUCCUUGAAAUGUUCUCAUUGCCAAUGAAAAUUUUACUAAAAUCAAGAAGAAUAAUAUAUUAUGGUAAUCAAAUGCAGUGAGUUCCUUUGAUAAGAAUAGAAAAUGUAUAUUUUUAUGUUGUGGAAACCUAUUCCAACAAGAUUUGCUAUAUAUUUUUUUAUGUUUUCUUAGUACAUUUGUAUUGCUUUUUUUGUUAUAUCAAUAAAUGAUUUUACAAUAUAAUUGAUCCCAGUCUGACGUGUCUCAGUGAUUGAUAAACAUAUUGCAUUGAGUAUACUUUAAGUAUAUUUUAAGUAUACUUGAAGUAUACUUCCCAUUAAGUAUACUUCAAGUAUACUUUCAUUUAAGUAUACUUUAAGUAUACUUUUUAGGUGUCGAAAAGUUGUGUACUUAAAGUAUACUUCUGGUAAGUAUACUUAAAGUAUACUUUAAGUACAAAUGAAGUAUACUUUUUAAAGUGUUUAUCACCUAUAUAAAGUAUACUUUAAAUGUACUGAAUUUCUACAAGGGAAGUAUACUUUAAAUGUACUGAAUUUCUACAAGGGGUGGCAUCGCAAAAUGUUGGCUGUUUUGUCUGACGAGACCGUCUUUCAUGUGGCUCAUAUGACCAUGUAAAACGGCAGUCCUGUCUCCAGUAGUAAACAUAAAAAUAGUAUCCUCAAUUAGUACUUUUGUGCUAAAUACAUUGACAGUUAAAAAAAUGUUUUUUUAUUACAUUUUCUCUAACAAUAUUGUGCUAAAACAUUUUGCUCAUUACCCAGCACUAUUGGUCAUCUCGUCACUUUUUAAAUUCUCAAUGCUAUCACAUUUUAGUUUGGCACUUAACUAGUAUUAGUGGUAUUAGACACUCAAAGUGUAUUUCCCCUUUUUUUUCUAAACCCGGACCUACAGAUUCAAACUUCAAGGCACGAACUGUUCAGCCACCAUGCUUCCUUAUCAAGCAUGCAAAAAUAUGGAUGUUUAAGAAAUAAGAACCUGCAAAACUUAAGCCUUCCGCACAAAAAAUUAUUUUGGCUUGUCACGCAAUCCAAUGCAUUACGAAGCCCAAGGACGUCUGCAUGGGAGGAUAGUAGCCUGGGGCCAGGCUCUGCAGUUUAAUGCUUUUUUAUGCUGCUUCACUCAGUUUUUCUCCACACAGCAGAACCUAGUCCAAUGCUAGGAGGCUAGCAAAAACUUCAGAGUUACAUGUUACUCAUUUAGGUCCGUGUUCAAAAAUGCUGACAAUUAAGAGGAGUGUUUUUGUCCCGAUGCUUGAAAGUAUGAACGUACAAAUGAUUUAUUUGUUGCGUUUUACUCACAGAGCAGCAUAAGCAAGCAGAAGAGAAGUACAGAAUGUCUACUUCUGAAAAAGAAGAAAAUAAAGCCAAAGAACUGGCACUGAAGAAGGAAAGAGAUGAGUUUGCAACUCUUGCAUUGGAAAGGGGAAAAGCUCUUGAAGUAAGUCAAGUCAGUUGUUAUGCUUUUGAGAAGAAGCUGCACUUUGGUGCACAAGACUGUAUGGUGUGCGCCAAUAAUGUAAUUAGCUAAUACUAUUAAUGGAAAAUCUCGUUUGCUUUACAGGCUAGAAAAAAAAAAAUUAGAACUCUAUAUUAACUCAAUAAUGCACCAGUAAGAAUAAUAUUUUUACUUCUUUUUAUGAAUUGUCCAGUGACUUGGUUUCAGUUUCAGUUCAUUGAUUUGCCGGUAAAAAAAGUACAGUCAUUCAAUACAUUGCAAAAUAAUAGUUAAACCGUAGGGGCUUAUUACUGUGAUCUCCCUCCGUAGCUUAAGACUAUAAGGGACACAGGUAGGCUACUGUUUUGGGUGAUGAUUUAUGAACACAAGAGUGGUGCUAAGAGAAGAGACAAGAGAGCGCUGCCUUCUAAUUCUGAAUCUCGAGUAUACUCAUUACUCCAAUAUGUGAGUGGAACAAGUUUCUUAUUCAGUCAGCUUUAAAAGUGCAAUGAUUUGCCCUCGCUCUGGACACGUGCUAGCCUGUUCCAGGCUCUCAGAUAGUGGGGAAGACGCGAAAGAAAAAGGCACGCGAAAAGUUGCCCAGUUUCCUCCCGUUUACUUUCCUCUUCGCUCUUUCUCAAUUCAGCGGGCCGAACUAUCUCGGAGCCUGGAACAGGCUAGACACGUGCUAAAUGAGAAUCCAUCCAAUCCCAGGAUGCUCAUUUUCACAAAUAUCUGUAAAACUGUAUAUGUUCUUCAUACGUUGCAGGAAAAGCAAAGAGAAAUCAAAGAACUUUGCCGUAAACUAGAAGAAGCUGAAAAAUCUCUAAAAGAAACGGAGGAUAAAUUUGUGUAAGUGUUAUUAUUCUUGCUUGUGACGAAAAUUAUGUUAAGGAGUACAAAAAAAGAAACAAUGAAACAUCCCGUUUUCCCCUAUGUAGAUACUGAACAAGAUAACCAAGAAACAUGUAACAAUCAUAAGGCUCUUGAUAAAAUUUGUUAAAUAUAUAUGUGUCAGAUCAAAAAAUAGAAGCGACUUUCCCCUUUCUCUCUUUUCCCUUCCAUUACUUCUCGCCUACAAUCUGCGCUCUUUCCCGUCAUCCUUCACCCGCACUUCUCUCUAGUCUCCAGCAACCCUCUUUAAAAUCAGUGCUCCCCGCCAAGCCCUGGGUAACUGCCAUGGAGAGGGCAGAGAAUGAUGUAGUAGAGUAACUUUUCGAAACUUUUCGGUAUUUCUUUUCUCCAUAGGUGGUGCUGAAACCGGGCGUAGCAAGUAAUCCUUGCAUUGCUGAGCAGCAAAGCCGCGAUAAAAAUAAAAACCACGUCCCCUUGCCCACCUUAACUUGUUUGCGCGCUCGACAAAACUGCCAUGUGACGCAGGCUAAUCUUUGUGUGUUUGUUUGACACCGUGUCAUCUUUAAAUUUCUGCAGGUCUGAACUUCAAAACAUGUCAGUAAAUGCUCAGGUUUUAAGAUUAAAGAAGCGAUUAGAAGAUGCUGAGCGAAAACAAAAAGAAAGUGAAAAGGUACUUUUACAUUUAGUGACUCGUACCAAAGCGGACACUUUAACAAGGAAAAGUGCCACAGGUCUACUUCAUAGGGGAUAGUAGCCUGCAUGGCAGGCGCAAAAAGGGGAAGGGGAGGGGGGAAGGAGAAAGGGAAAAGGGAAGGGAGCUCCUCUCCCCAAUCCGCCUCCCAUUUUUACCUUCCUCCCUAUCCCCUACCCCCUACCCCUUUCGACGCCUGCCACGCAGGCUAAGGGGAUAGAAUCCUGCGCGCAGAAACUGUGUGUCCUUGCUAGCCUAUUUAACGUCUGUUAUGCAGGCUUUAUACUUGCUCUGAGUAAGAUUUAUUUUGGAUAGUCACAGUCGCUGAAAUAGGGUUUCGUCCCGGACUCAAAAGCCUCUAAGCUUGGAGCCUCCUUCUAUAGCAUAUUACUAACGGCGCUACACGAAAGUACUGCUCAGUAGCUUUUUAUUGAUUGAUAACCNAGGGGGGGGGGGAGGGGGGAGGGAGAAAGGGAAAAGGGAAGGGAGCUCCUCUCCCCAAUCCUCCUCCCAUUUUUCCCUUCCUCCCUAUCCCCUACCCCCUACCCCUUUCGACGCCUGCUACGCAGGCUAAGGGGAUAGAAUCCAGCGCGAAGAAACUGUGUGUCCUUGCUCGACUAAUUAACGUCUGUUAUGCAGGCUUUAUACUUGCUCUCAGUAAGCUUUAUUUUGGAUAGUCACAGUCGCUGAAAUAGGGUUUCGUCCCGGACUCAAAAGCCUCUAAGCUUGGAGCCUCCUUCUAUAGCAUAUUACUAACGGCGCUACACGAAAGUACUGCUCAGUAGCUUUUUAUUGAUUGAUAACCAUAGUUCAGGAUUUCAUAAACAGACUUGAAAGUUAUACAGCAUUAUAAACAGUACCACCAGAAAGACAUAACUGCUUAGUACGUAUCCAUUUAAAAUGGCCACACCAUAGCAUUUUGGCGACAUCCACGGAUAGCGAACUAUCUCGUAUUAUAAACAGUAGGUGGUACCAAGGACUUAAAACACCUUCAUCUAGCCUACUUAACAUUACCAUAGGAAAUUAAGUACUACUUAAUAACCUUCAUUCAAAUGCUCACACUUUAGGGUUUUCUCCACAGACCAAAAAGUGGUUAGGCUGCGCGCAAGUUUCCUCUUGCUUGGCUAUCGUAAACUUUCAGCAAAAAGAUUUUACGUCUAACAUGUAAUGAUGCCCCGCUGCUCGACUCUAAAGGAGCAUUGUACAGUACGGAAUCAUACUUAUCCUCUGCGUUUUUUUUUUUUACAGGAAUAUGAUGCUUACAAGAGGCACAUGUCGACCUUGCUGGGAAAAGAGAAAGAACUGAAUAAUAAACUCCGAAUUUUGAUUGGUUAA
This is a messenger RNA of Porites evermanni, 9314 nucleotides long. Lineage: Eukaryota; Metazoa; Cnidaria; Anthozoa; Scleractinia; Poritidae. The record is from the annotation of a GenBank genome assembly.